AUGACUGACACGCCUUCGCCUAAAGCAAAGCGCAAAGCCAGGGCUGAUGACAACGGCGCAGCUAGUUCAUCUACCUCUUUUGAGCCCCCACGUACCCCGCCCCGGCGUUCAACACAAUCCGCGAGCUUCACAACGCCGUCAUCCUCCGCGUUGCCAUCAAGUCUUAGUUCACAGCGCAAGUCUCAGGCCCGCAUAACCUCAUUCUUCCCCAACAAGAAGAGGCGCAUCGAAACGAUCCCAUUCGAGCUGUCACCGGCAGAGAAGAAGGCGAAGAAGCAGGAGGAAGACGACAUCAAAGCCUUGAUCAAGGAUAUUGAGAAUGAAGAGCGCGAAACCAAGAAAGCUGAGAAAGAGGCAGAGCGACAACUGAAGCGCGAAGAGAAGCUCGCUGUUACACGGGAGAAGAAACAAAAAGCCCAGUAUCGUUUAAACUGGAAUACCUGGUGCGAACGCAACGCAAGACCCAAUGCUACGUUCAAAACCCCUAAAGGCGAUGUAUGGGCAUCACAUAAAUGCAUGUCGCAAUGCGUCCAGGACUUCGGUCUAAAGAGAUCAGAAGUGCUUUGUUUGGAGCAUUGUUCGAUACCAAACUAUCAUAACGAAGACGCUCCGGCCAUUCGAUUGUACCGAUCAGAUGAUGUGGAAAAGUUGGUGGGGCGGAAAGAAGCAACGUUAGCUGGAAUAGAGGGCAUUGACGAGGAAGAUUUGAUUGCUGAAGGAAGAGCCUUGUUUAUUGAGAAGCAGCUGGCUAGAUCAGCUAAUGAAAAGGCAUCCGCGACUCAGUUAUGA
Molecule: messenger RNA, 789 nt
Organism: Didymosphaeria variabile
Lineage: Eukaryota; Fungi; Ascomycota; Dothideomycetes; Pleosporales; Didymosphaeriaceae
Exons: 1
Coding region: 1-789 (262 amino acids)
Source: RefSeq, a predicted model, not a curated record